This is a messenger RNA of Lytechinus variegatus (green sea urchin), 3563 nucleotides long. RefSeq names its product vacuolar protein sorting-associated protein 13A-like. The coding region runs from base 234 to 3563 and encodes 1109 amino acids. The record is from RefSeq and is a predicted model, not a curated record. Lineage: Eukaryota; Metazoa; Echinodermata; Echinoidea; Temnopleuroida; Toxopneustidae. Gene Ontology annotation, biological process: protein retention in Golgi apparatus; protein targeting to vacuole. Gene Ontology annotation, cellular component: extrinsic component of membrane. The transcript has 27 exons.
UACAAAUGGGGAUUCCCGGUCGUAAUAUUGCGAGCUGUGGGGAGACAAACAACAGGAAUUUCUACUAUUUUUACUGAUACCUCAUCAGGAAUUUACCUACAGAUAAAUGAUUUUCAACUAAAUCCAUGAUAAUUGCAUCCAUGCCUAAUGCCAGGCAGCAGUCAGUCACAAGUAUUGUGAGUAGUCUUUGGAACAGACCUUGAUUUUCAACAGAGGAAGAGCUGACACCAACCAUGGUUUUGGAAUCCCUGUUAUCCAGUGUGCUCAACAAGUACCUGAGCAAAUACAUCAGGAAUUUGGACUGUCAUAACCUCGAACUUGGCAUCUUUGACAGCAGUUUAGAACUCACAGACCUAGAGAUAAAGCCAGAGGCAUUGGCUCAACUUAAUCUUCCAAUAGAAGUUGUUGCUGGUCAUAUAGGAAGAAUAUGCAUUGACUUUUCAUGGACCGGCCUUUUCUCCGAGCCAGUAGUGGUCAACGUUGAAGACCUCUUGGUGCUGGUCAGUCCGGUUGCUGACCGUCCAUACGAUGAAGAGAAAGCAAGAAAUGCCGAGAAUGCGGCCAAGCAGCAGAAGCUUGCAGCCAUUGAAGCAUCCAAGAAAGCUGCUUCAAGCUCAGACACAAAAAGCAAGAGUCAAGAUCUGUCAUUCAGAGAGAAAUUAACUGCUGCAAUCAUAAACAAUAUACAGGUGAAUGUCUCCAACAUACACAUUCGAUAUGAAGAUAACAGCACUUACCCUGGGAAGCCAUUUGCAUUUGGUGUUGCUCUGCACCGCAUCUCAGCCCAGACAACUGAUGAAGAAUGGGAAUCAACUCAGCUGGAUGCUACAGCCAUCAUCAUGAGAAAGGUAUUGGAAGCCAUUGGGUUUUCAGCCUAUUGGAACACCUCAGUGCAACACCCAGUCUCUGGCUAUGUCAGGAGUGGGCAGUGGAAGGAUAUCCUUAGAAGUUCCAUCCUUAGUCAUGAGAUCAAAGGUCAACCAUUUGACUUCAUCGUUGAACCAGUCACCACCACAGCCAGGCUGACCUUCGACAAGUCCGACCCUCCGACGGACUACACCAACCCUCAGGUCAUGCUGGACAUCCUCACGUCCGCCCUCACCAUCUCGUUGUCACGGCAACAGUAUCUCAACGUCAUUGACCUCGCUCAGUCUAUCCAGCUCCUGGCUGUCAACGAGAGAUACAGGAAGAACCGGCCAGGUGUCGGGGUCCGAGGCAACGCAAAGAAAUGGUGGCACUAUGCAUACAAAUCCAUUUUGGAGGAGCACAUCCGUCCCUGGUCUGCCCCCAGGAUAGAAGCCCACCUCGAGGUCUACAACACCUACUGGCAGAAGUACAAACAGAAACUAGUCUUGCAGGAAGCAAAACAGAGCACGGAGGCUCUGGACAGGAAGUUAAGGGGUCUGGAGGAUAGACUAGACUUGACUAACAUCAUCGCAGGCAGAGAAAGGGCCAAGACAGAGUUCAUCAGGGAGAAACCGGAGAGAGACAAAGCAAGGAGGAAAAAGAAGGCGGAGGAAACCAACUGGUUUAUGCGUCUCCUAGGUUACGGGGAUGAAGAUGAAGAGGAGGAGGAAGAAGAUGAUGAUGAAGAUUUAUGGUCUAAGUUGACAGAGGAAGAGAAGGCCAAGGUGUAUGCUGGGAUAGGAUAUGAAGAGUCAAGAGAGGGCAGCAGUGUGGAUGCAAGCCCCAUCCCUGUACAGUAUGUAAGAACAAAAGUGAGCUUCCUGCUUGAUCGGUGUACGGUAUCCUUGAAGAAUCGGAAUGGAACCAUACUCAGAGGGUUGCUACAGAAUGUACAGGCAGGAGUACAGCUUAGACCAGUCAACAAUGCAGUCCAUGUGAUGCUGAGUACGGAUGCCAUGCGGGUAGAGGGCGCCCUCCCCAACAGAGAGCUGGUGCCUCUGAUCUCCUCAGAGAAGCUUCAUCCAGACACCUCCAUGACGUCUCAGGUCUUCAGUGUGGACUUUGAGACCUCCCCGUUGACAGUCCCUGCGGACAUGGCUCUGGCCAUCACCUCGGAACCCGUGGACGUGGUGUACAAUCAGUAUGCAGUCUCGGAGCUCAUCGGCUUCCUCAAGGUUGAUAGCUUGGAUCUGUCGGGUCUCAAGUCCGCUGCUUACGCUGGUGUCCAGGAGCUGGCCAAGGCCUCCCAGAACAAUCUUCUCUAUGCAAUACAACAUCAUAAAACAAUCCAGAUUGACUUUGAUGUGAAGUCUCCAAACAUCAUCAUUCCAGAGCAUGGUUCCCUUGACCUGGGGGGCUAUCUACUCAUCCUAGACCUUGGUAGUCUACGGGUUAACAGUGAGCUGCAGAAGGACACAACAGCCCUGGAAGAUGCAACUCCUACAGAGAUAGAAGCAAGACUCUAUGACAAGUUUGUCAUCAGAAUCACAGAUAUACAAGUCCUACUUGUUGAGCCAGGUGCAGACUGGAGGGAAGCGCUUCAGGCCAGAGAGUCUAGACAUCAUAUUCUUCCUGGUUUAUGCCUUCAGAUCAACACUUUCAUUAGUGCUAAGCCAGACUACAAACAACUUCCACAGCACAAAAUAGAAGCAGUACUACCAUCACUGAAACUUUUAAUAUCAGACUCCAAGAUCCAAGCUCUUGUCAAGUUUGCCAAGAAUGUUCCACUUCCAGAGGUCCAACCAAGCACCAAUGACAUUCCAUACAGGAAACCAAUGCCAUCCAUUGACGUCAAAGCAGUGAAGUCUGAGAUGUCCACAGCUGCCUUGCGCCGUACCAAGAGACUCAUGCUAUGGAGUAGGAAAACCAGGAUUGCUGGGACAACUCUACCUACUAGGAAGGUCACCAAUGUAGAAGAACUAGAUAGCGCCCCUGCCAAACCACCUUCCCCUCCUGUAGCCCCACUCAAAGGUGAUGUAUAUUACACAGCAUCGGAUCACUCCGAUGAGGAUAUCCAACACUGGGCAGCCUCCUCCCAGGUUCCAAGAUUUGAUGACAAUGAUUCCGCUACCAACCAGACUCACACACUUCUUAGAUUCGUCAUCAGAGAGGUGGUGGUGUCCAUUUCUAAGCCAAGCACCAGCAUACUACCCUCACCAGCUAGCAGCGGAGAUAGGAGCACCAGUCCAGCUCCUCCCUCCCCCACCGAGACUGGAGAGUCUGAGUACCUUAGCCUUAGGAUAGACUCUGUGUGUGUUGAUGUAGCCCUGAGUACCUACGGCCUGGCUCUACAUAUGGGACUGAGGGGAAUCCAAGUCAUUGAUAAGUUUCAUAUAGGUCCAGAUGGCACGUAUCUUCAUUUGCUCAGCUCAGCAGCAACAUCAGAGUUAUUUUCUGUCCUCUACAGAAAGGUUGAUUCAAAGUGUCCUGAUUUCAAUGGCUACUAUGGCUCUACAGAGCAAGCCGUGGUCGUCAACUUCAGUGCUCUCAAUAUCCUCUUCCACAGAACAGCUGUGCUCUUCCUGAAGAAAUCUAUCACAGAGAUGAUUGCAAGCCUGAGUUCUAUCUCUCUAACUGAGAAGGUUGGGUCAUCACUGACAUCAGACCCUGAACCUACCCCACCAAGUACAGAAACAGAGCAAGGUUUACCAGCAUAA